This is a messenger RNA of Meriones unguiculatus (Mongolian gerbil), 16402 nucleotides long. It is a transcript of the gene Mbd5, whose product is annotated as methyl-CpG binding domain protein 5. Gene Ontology annotation, molecular function: DNA binding; chromatin binding. Gene Ontology annotation, cellular component: nucleus; chromocenter. The transcript is spliced from 13 exons. The coding region runs from base 1489 to 6678 and encodes 1729 amino acids. The record is from RefSeq and is a predicted model, not a curated record. Lineage: Eukaryota; Metazoa; Chordata; Mammalia; Rodentia; Muridae.
AUCCACUCUAAACUUCAGAUAUAAAAUGAGUGACAUUCUUCAUAACCUUGGUAAAAGAUAAAUUCAUUUUCAUGUUGCUGAGUAUUUUAUUGUUAAUAUUCCUACCAAAGAUACAUAAGCAGUUGGAUAGGGCUGCAUCAGCUGUCUGGUUCUUCCCUUGAUUAAAGCUGCUUCAGCCUAAAAUCUGAGGCUUACAAGAAAAAUAAAUACUAAGCAGAGACUUCACACUUGAUCACACUUUAAAGCAACUAUUUUUGCCAUCUGCUUCUGUAGCAAAUGCACAGAAUGGUUUCCAGCGCUCUGUCACUCUGGAUAGUUGAGAGGUAACUGAAUUAAUCUCAGCACACUCUUUUCGGCUGUAAACUGUAAGGGUGGCACCUGUUCUUCAUUAAAUGCUGUGGAUUCUGUUACACGGGUAGCUUCUCCUUUCUAUCCUGUUUUGUACAUAGUGUCAAACCAUUUGGAAAUGAAAGCUGAUGAGAUCUCUCUUACACUUCUUCAUCAUCAUUUGGAAAGUUUCUGAGAAGAAUGGUGGAGAGGACUGACACAAUGUUGAGUGACACUGUUGCUGGGAAGCACAAACAGACAUCUGCUCGUCAGCAGUAGAACUGAUGAUGGACCAACAGAAGGAUGCCAACAAAGUUCAACUUAGUGAACCAAGAGAAGCAGCACUCCCUCGCUGAACAAAGAGCACCUGGAAAUUUAACACCGAUACACUGCUGGAGCUCACACUUGCUAUGUUUGUGCCAGUUUCACCCCAGAAGAAUUUGGAAACCUAAUUGUCUACAGAGGCCAGAAUGGUGGAAUGAAGCAGGAGGACACUGAAGUGAACUGGAGAGCCAAGCCCUUUCUGGAAAAGCAGCCACUGCCGUGCUCCAGACAACUGUGGCAAGGCAGAAAUGUUGACCUACUGUUACUCAGUGUCCAGUUUCUCAGGCUACGUUAUUGGAAAUUUGAAGUCAUGAAAACAUCAGAUGAACCAACCUGCAACACCUUGGAUUGUCAUUGGAAAAUAAAGAGAAAGCUUAAAGAAUGUGGCCUAUAAAGGCGGGUAGUACUGAAGACAUUAACUGGCUGGUGCUGUCCAAACAGACCAGUUUCUAGACAGUAGAGGUUAUUUUAGUACAGCAUCAAGGUUCAAGACAAAAUGAACAACUAAAAACUUUUCACCUUUCCCUCUUCUGCUUCAGACAGGUACCAGCAUAUGAGAAUUAUGAUUUUCCCUGGUUGAGAGUAUUUGUUUUUGCCUAUGUAGACCAUGCCUAGGAAUGAGGUAUUUUUUUAUUUAAUGUAGAGUAUAAUCGGAAACAUUUUCACAAUGGUAGAUUUCAAGGACUUGGUUCCAAACUGAGCCGAAGUUUCCCAUGUAUUUCGUAGUCUGGGAAAACUGUGCUGUGCUGGCCCAGUUUUGAAGGCCACCAUGCUCUGUAAUAGAAGGAUAUCAUCUUACUGCUGAUAUCUCUGGAGCGCCCCAAGCAGACACAGAAAAUGAAUGGAGGCAAAGAGUGUGACGGAGGAGACAAGGAAGGAGGUCUUCCAGCUAUACAGGUUCCUGUGGGUUGGCAGCGUCGUGUGGAUCAUAAUGGCGUGCUUUACAUCAGUCCCAGUGGGUCUUUGUUGUCUUGCUUGGAGCAGGUUAAGACUUACCUGCUUACUGAUGGAACAUGCAAGUGUGGCUUGGAGUGUCCUCUUAUCCUUCCCAAGGUUUUUAACUUUGAUCCUGGAGCUGCUGUGAAGCAGAGAACUGCAGAAGAUGUUAAGGCAGAUGAAGAUGUUACAAAGCUAUGCAUACAUAAGAGAAAAAUCAUUGCAGUGGCCACGCUCCAUAAAAGCAUGGAGGCUCCACAUCCUUCUCUGGUGCUCACCAGUCCUGGAGGAGGAACAAAUGCAACUCCAGUAGUACCUUCACGGGCGGCAACUCCAAGAUCAGUAAGAAACAAGUCUCACGAAGGAAUUACAAAUUCUGUAGUGCCGGAAUGUAAGAACCCUUUCAAGCUAAUGACUGGAUCAUCAAAUGCCAUGGGAAGGCUUUAUGUGCAAGACCUGCCUGGAAGUCAGCAGCAGGAACUCCACCCUGUCUACCCCCGACAGAGAUUGGGCAGUAGUGAGCAUGGACAGAAAUCUCCAUUUCGUGGUAGCCAUGGAGGCCUACCCAGCCCAGCAUCAUCAGGUUCCCAGAUCUAUGGAGAUGGUUCAAUCUCUCCAAGGACUGACCCACUUGGAAGCCCUGAUGUCUUCACAAGAAACAACCCUGGUUUUCAUGGAGCUCCCAAUUCCAGUCCUGUUCACCUGAAUAGGACUCCUCUUUCUCCACCUUCAGUAAUGCUUCAUGGUUCUCCCGUACAGUCAUCCUGUGCAAUGGCUGGAAGAACUAAUAUACCUCUUUCCCCAACCUUGACUACAAAGAGUCCAGUCAUGAAAAAACCAAUGUGUAAUUUUUCAACUAAUAUGGAAAUACCACGAGCAAUGUUCCACCACAAACCACUCCAAGGCCCACCUCCCCCUCCUCCACCUUCUUGUGCUCUUCAGAAAAAGCCAUUAACAUCUGAGAAAGAUCCACUUGGCAUUCUUGACCCUAUUCCCAGUAAACCAGUGAAUCAAAACCCUAUUAUCAUCAAUCCAACCAGUUUCCAUUCAAAUGUCCACUCUCAGGUACCUGUGAUGAAUGUAAGCAUGCCUCCUGCUGUUGUUCCUCUGCCAAGCAAUCUCCCUUUGCCAACUGUAAAACCUGGUCAUAUGAAUCAUGGGAGUCAUGUACAAAGAAUUCAGCAUUCAGCUUCAACCUCCUUGUCCCCUUCUCCAGUGACAUCCCCAGUGCACAUGAUGGGGACUGGAAUUGGAAGGAUUGAGGCAUCGCCCCAAAGAUCACGCUCAUCUUCCACAUCAUCAGAUCAUGGAAAUUUCAUGAUGCCACCUGUAGGACCCCAGGCCACUUGUAGUGGCAUAAAAGUCCCACCUAGGUCACCAAGGUCAACAAUAGGUUCCCCAAGGCCAUCAAUGCCAUCAAGCCCUUCUACCAAGUCUGAUGGACAUCAUCAGUACAAGGAUAUCCCUAACCCAUUAAUUGCUGGAAUGAGUAAUGUACUCAGUACCCCAAGCAGUGCAGCUUUUCCUACUGCAUCUGCCGGAAAUGGUUCUGUAAAGAGUCAGCCUGGUUUGCUGGGAAUGCCUUUAAAUCAGAUCUUGAACCAGCACAAUGCUGCCUCCUUUCCAGCAAGUAGUUUACUCUCAGCAGCAGCCAAAGCACAGCUAGCAAAUCAAAACAAACUUGCUGGUAACAACAGUAGCAGCAGUAACAAUUCUGGAGCUGUUGCCAGCAGUGGCAACACUGAAGGACAUAGCACUUUAAACACCGUGUUCCCUCCAACUGCCAACAUGCUUCUCCCAACAGGUGAAGGUCAAAGUGGUCGAGCAGCACUAAGAGAUAAGUUGAUGUCUCAGCAAAAAGACUCGUUACGGAAAAGAAAACAGCCACCUACCACAGUAUUGAGUUUGCUCAGACAGUCUCAAAUGGAUAGUUCUGCAGCUCCUAAACCUGGACCCGACUUGCUAAGGAAGCAGGGGCAGGGGUCGUUUCCCAUCAGUUCAAUGUCUCAGUUACUACAGUCUAUGAGUUGUCAAAGCUCUCACUUGAGUAGCAAUAGUACCCCGGGUUGUGGGGGAUCAAAUACUGCUUUGCCUUGCUCUGCUAACCAGCUGCAUUUUCCAGAUCCUAAUAUGAAUUCCACUGUUCUUCAGACACAGAGCAUACCUUUAAGAGGGGAAGCCGUGCACUGCCACAAUGCAAACACUAACUUUGUUCACAGUAACAGUCCAGCCCCCAACCACCAUCUUGCAGGUUUAAUAAAUCAGAUUCAGGCUAGCGGGAACUGUGGGAUGCUCAGUCAGUCGGGCAUGGCUUUAGGAAACUCAUUACAUCCCAACCCACCUCAGUCAAGAAUUUCAGCGUCCUCCACUCCUGUGAUACCAAACAGCAUUGUUAGCAGCUAUAAUCAGACAAGUUCUGAAGCAGGUGGUUCAAGCCUACCGUCCUCCAUAGCUAUAGCUGGCAGCAACCACCCUGCCAUCACAAAGACAACAUCUGUUCUCCAAGAUGGUGUCAUAGUCACCACCGCAGCUGGAAACCCACUGCAGACUCAGCUGCCCAUUGGGAGUGAUUUUCCUUUUGUUGGCCAGGAGCAUGCCCUUCAUUUUCCAUCCAACAGCACUUCAAACAGCCAUCUUCCACACCCCUUGAACCCCAGCCUCCUCAGUUCUCUACCUAUCUCUUUGCCAGUGAAUCAACAGCAUCUCCUAAACCAGAAUCUAUUAAAUAUCCUCCAGCCUUCAGCAGGAGAAGGCAAGUCUGAGAUCAACCUCCACCCUUUAGGUUUUCUGAACCCGAAUGUAAACGCUGCUUUAGCUUUUCUCUCCGGUGACAUGGAUGGGCAGGUAUUACAGCCUGUUCACUUUCAGCUUUUAGCAGCCCUGCUUCAGAACCAAGCCCAAGCAGCUGCCAUGCUUCCCCUGCCAUCUUUCAAUCUGACCAUCUCAGAUCUUUUACAACAGCAAAAUAUCCCUUUUCCCUUAUUAACGCAGAUGACAGCCCCACCAGACCGUUUGCCAGGCAAUCAGCCAGACAACAACCGAGCUGAUAGCCUUUUAGCCAGCCCCCUGGGAAACCCUUUACCGAGCUUUCCAGGCAGUGACACUACUUUUAACCCCCUGCUCCUCCCAGCUGUCACUGGGGCCUCAGGAUUAAUGGCCUUGAAUCCCCAGCUGUUGGGAGGUGUCCUGAACUCGGCAUCGGCCAACACCGCUAAUCAUCCAGAGGUUUCCAUAGCAACCUCCUCCCAGGCAACCACUACCACAACCACUACAUCAUCAGCAGUGGCAGCACUGACUGUCUCAACACUUGGUGGGACAGCAGUGGUGUCAAUGGCAGAAACAUUGCUGAAUAUAUCUAAUAAUGCUGGGAAUCCACCUGGUCCAGCUAAACUCAACAGUAACUCUGUGGUGCCACAGCUACUUAACCCUCUACUGGGGACAGGUCUGCUUGGUGAUAUAUCAUCAAUAAACAAUUCUUUGAAUAACCAUCAACUGACUCAUCUACAGUCACUGCUAAACAGCAAUCAGAUGUUUCCUCCGAGUCAGCAGCAGCAGCACCUUCUCCAGGGACACCAGAAUCUCCAGGCCUUCCAAGGACAACCCACUCUCCCUUGCCCAGCUAACAGUAACCCCAUGGCUUGUCUGUUUCAGAACUUUCAGGUGAGAAUGCAAGGAGAUGCAGCUCUUCUGAAUAAAAGAAUAAGCACUCAGCCGGGGCUCACAGUGCUUCCUGAGAACCCAAACACUGCACUUCCACAUUUCCAAGAUACACCUUGUGAGCUGCAGCCAAGGAUUGACCCAUCUCUUGGUCAGCCAGUGAAGGAUGGCCUCAUGAUCGGUGGCCAAGGUGAUGCCUCUGUAGAUGCCAUUUACAAGGCAGUUGUGGACGCAGCCAGCAAAGGAAUGCAGGUUGUCAUCACCACUGCCGUCAACAGUACAACUCAGAUCAGCCCUAUUCCAGCUCUGAGUGCCAUGAGUGCCUUCACUGCCUCUAUUGGUGACCCACUGAAUCUGUCCAGUGCCGUGAAUGCUGUCAUUCAUGGGCGGAACAUGGGAGGAGCAGAUCAUGACGGCAGGCUGAGGAAUGCAAGAGGGGCACGGACACCCAAGAAUAUAGACCAUGGCAAACACUCCAGUGAAGGAGAUGGGUUUGAGUAUUUCAAGUCAGCAAGUUGCCACACAUCCAGAAAACAGUGGGACGGGGAGCAAAGUCCCAGAGGGGAGCGCAACAGGUGGAAAUAUGAGGAAUUCUUAGAUCAUCCAGGCCAUAUCCACAGUAGUCCUUGUCAUGAAAGGCCCAACAAUGUUUCUACACUGCCAUUUCUAGCUGGGGAACAGCACCCAAUACUGUUACCACCAAGAAACUGUCAAGGGGAUAAAAUUCUGGAGGAAAAUUUCAGGUAUAAUAACUACAAAAGAACUAUGAUGAGUUUUAAGGAGAGACUGGAGAGCACUGUGGAGAGAUGUACACACAUUAAUGGAAACAGACCUCGUCAGAGUCGGGGCUUUGGAGAGCUGCUAGGCACCACCAAACAAGAUCUAGUCCUCGAGGGGCAGUCUCCCGGUUCUUCAAAUAGUCUGGAAAGUUCUCUGGUCAAAGACUACAUCCAUUACAAUGGAGACUUUAACGCCAAAAGCAUUAAUGGGUGUGUGCCUAGUCCCUCAGACGCUAAAAGCAUUAGUAGUGAAGAUGACCUAAGGAAUCCAGACUCCCCCUCUUCACAUGAGUUGAUACACUAUAGACCAAGGACGUUCAACGUUGGCGACUUGGUCUGGGGCCAAAUCAAAGGACUGACUUCCUGGCCUGGAAAAUUCAUAAGAGAAGAUGAGGUCCACAAUUCAUGCCAACAAAGCCCCGAGGAAGGGAAGGUGGAGCCCGAGAAGUUGAAGACCCUAACAGAAGGUUUAGAAGCCUACAGCCGAGUCCGGAAAAGGAACAGAAAAAGUGGAAAGCUAAAUAACCAUUUAGAAGCUGCUAUUCACGAGGCCAUGAGUGAACUGGACAAAAUGUCUGGGACUGUUCACCAGAUCCCACAGGGUGACAGACAAAUGAGGCCUCCCAAACCCAAGAGGAGGAAGAUCUCCAGAUAACAGAGACUGUUCCAUUGACACCGUGCUUAUCAAAGGAGCACGCACAGAUACAUCUGUAUGUAGGUAUUACUAUGGCCAUUGUUGGAUCAGUAUGUAAACUAUGGCAGAUAGCUACCACCACCACAGGGUGCUAAAAGGAACAGCGAUGGAGACAUACUUUGAUCAGGAAGGAAAAUGAAUGUUUAAAACAAAACAAUCAAAAGUCCCUGUGUGAACAAAGUGAUAAAUGGUCAAGUGAUUGCUAAGAAAUGUUUUCUAUUAUACUAAAAUUGUAAUUAUAAGAAAUAGUCCAAAUGUUUCUGAAGAAUUUUCAGUGUUGUAUAUAGAAAAUACAGAAUUUCAUGGCGAUAUUAGAAAUGUAAAUAUUGUACAAUAUUGUCAUGUACAAGCAUACUUAAUGCACACUUUAUCUUUUAUUGUACAAAGAAAUAGUGUAAAAAAAAAUCUUUGGUUUCUAUGGAGUACACCUACCAGAGACUACCAGUGUAAAGUGAUAAAUAAAAAUACAACCUAAAUGCUUUUCUAUGAUAAUGUAAAAGAUGCUGGUUUUGUAUUUAACAGCAGAGAAAAAGGCAUGAUGAUGUAACCCACAAAUUAUAACAAACACUGCACACAGAGUGUCCAUUUAUAAUGUCUCUCUAGCAGGAACCUUACCCAGAAGCGCAAGACUCAGGUUUGGGUGUCUAGGAAGCCUGCAUAUUUCUGAAGGGAUGAGUGCUCAUGGCCUAAAUCAAGAAUUCAGGAGCUCAACCGUUUGUUACAUUCUUGUUGUUCUAUAGUUUUAUACAUUUAUAUAAUGAAUUUGAGUCACUUCCCAUCCUCCAUUCCAACUCCUUUCUCUCCUCCCUCUUUCCAAUAUGUCCCCACCCUAGGUUCAUGUCUUUCAGUGUCUGACUACUGAGAUUGAUUACAGUUCCUUGCCUGAGCAUGGGCGGGCGGUUACUUACUGGAGCAAGGGCAAUUUGUGGCUACACCAGGAGGGAAGCUGAGGAGGCUACCCAGCAAUCAUAAGCUGCGGAUAGUCCCUCAGAGUGGACUUGGGGCCACAUGGGCACCUCCACCAUCCAUGGUGAAAUGUUGACAUGUUCAAUCAAGUGCAGCCCUUGUGCAGAUAACCCACAGCUUCAGGGACUUCACGGGUGAACUGGUCAGGACACAUCAGAGCACACCUCCCUAUUCUAUGGCUCUUACAUUCUUUUAGUCCCCUUUUCCUACCCUGGAAAGGUGAUAGGACUGUUCCAUUUUGGGCAUUUUUUAAAAACUAAGUUUUACAACAGAAUAGGUUUUAUAAAAUUAAAAAAAAGUAGAUGAACUAUUUAACUUAAUCAUUUAUUUAGUAAGUUUUUUAUAACCACUUGUUGAACUUGUUUUCCACCAAUGAUUCUCAGCAUCAAAGUUUUUUUGGUUUUGGUUUGGUUUUGUUUUUGGCAGACAACAUCUGACACGGUAAAACUUUUCAUUUCUACACAUGGAGGCAGAAGCCACACUUUGAAAUCAUCAACAAACAUAAGGAUGAUAACAGUUCAGUUUUUAUUUUUUGUAGCAAAAGUAAGUCAAACCACAUUUUAUAUCAUUCAUCAAUGCCACUUUACCCAGAAGUGAAAGUGGCUUGCAAAAUUAUGAGCAAUGUAAUUUUAUUAGUAUUAUGUAGCAUAUCAGAUUUAUUUUAUUUACAGAAUUAUUUAUACCAUUCACAUCAUAUAUAUAUAUAUAUAAUAUAUGGCUGAAAUAUGUGGGUUAAGUGUUAUUACCCAAGUUAUUUAUGUUACAUUAAAUAAGAAAAAUGUAAAAAAAAAUGUAGAAAGUUAACUCCAUUACAAAUAUACAAACCUAAAACUGUGAGCCAUUGUCAAAUACAAGGUAAUGAGUAAUAAUGGAGCUCAGUGUAUGCAGCUCCCAUCUGUUUCCCAAUUCUAUGUUAUGAUGGCAUAAACAAAAUUUCAGACAACCUCAGCUACAGACUGUCGGAAGAAAGGAUCUGUUAUCCCUCUUUCUUGGAACCAGUCUUCAGCCAAAACCCAAGAAAGCACUGCCGGUCCUCUAGUUCUGGUCACUGUGUAACCCUGCACUCAGCUGCCAGGAAGAUUGUCCCUUGCCAGGCUCUGGGCUCCUAGAUACCGUGACCUCCUAAACUCCUCAAUCCUAUCAGGGAACAGAGUUCCAGGAACUCGGGGGGGGGGGGGGGGAGGAGACAAAACCCAAGUUGUUUCUUCUGAGAUUUCCCCCCAGAUCUUUUUUGUCUGUCUACUCUGUUCCCACCUCAGCCCUUAUCCUCAAGCCUGGUGGAAUACAAAUAGCUACAUUUAGGAGUACUUCUUUGGUGGGUAUGUUCAUUUUGUCUUUGGGGAAGGGGUUGGGUAUCAAGAUAGAGGGUCGCACAACUGCCCAGGCCUUCAGUCAAUCACAUAAAGUAAUCUUCUGUGUCAUGUAGGAAAUACAUGUUUGUUACAAGUUGAUAUGUUUGGUCUGUUUAAGCCACUGAUGUUUUUCUUUUGCAUCAACUCUCUUUUUCCUGCUGUGUCCAUAGUUGUGUUUACCCUCAGAUAGACAUAGACAUGUUUGUGUGUUCAGUGUGUCUGCAUGUGUUAUGUGUUGCUGUACAGAAGAUGGUUUAGCCUCUUUAGACUGACUGAACCACACCUUCUCUGGGUGUUUUGAGUGAGUUCCAUGGGCAUCAUGAUAUACUUUGCAGCAGGAAACCAUGCAGAAUCUGUUUCCACCAUGACCUCUCUGUUGCCUGUAGCUUUGCUGUACGUGCAAGAUCUAGUUGCCUCUGUCCAAUGGUCCUUUCUCCUUUCUCUUACAGUUCCAUGGGUUCACAUAAGCAGGGAAUGUAAAUACUGUCAGGAUUUUAGGUCAUGCAAAGCUGUAACACUUUUUUAAAUGUUAUACCUACCUUACAAUUUUAAAACUGGUCACUCAUACUUCAUCUUUCCUUCUUUUUGUAUUGAAGUCAAAUUAUUUUUAAAUGAAAACUAGCCCUUCUAUGAGAGUAAAAUUUUUAUUUCCUAAAAUAACAUUUUUAAAGGAAAAAAAAAUAAAGCAUUGGGAAAGAAUGAGAUUUUUUUUUCCCUUUAGUUGUCCUAAGUACUAAGGGAAAUGUAAUUCAUUUCCUGUCCCUUCACAGUUCCAGGAAGCACACAGAAUAAACUACACGUCUAAGUAAUUUUAACAGAUUGUUUCAAAUGAGUAAAAAUUAACUAGAAGGCCCUGUAUGAUGUCUUGUAGCAUUACAGGCAAUUUAGGACCUGCUUUCAAAAUGCAUUUAAAGGAAAAUAUUUGGAACAUAUGUUUUCAGAUGCACUUUGAAUGAAAGUACUUGAAGAGCAUUCAUCCCAUAUGAUAUCAUGAGCCACACUUAGUCAUUUAUUAAGACCCUGAUGUGGGAGUUUUGCUGUGUCUGUCUUUAAAGUAAACAUGGGCCUUCUUACUUUGUAACAGCGCAGCAGUUUGGGAGGAGCUGAGGUCAAUAGUUCACCUUCUGUAAGUUUUCUGAAGAUUCACAGACCACAGGAGUUGAUUUUUCAUUUCGGAUGAUAAUAACACAUUGUUGUUAAUGGUGGUGACCAUCCAUGCAGUGUGUGGUCUUCUCCUGCAAGUCACAGCAAUUUUGCAUUAGGAUUUAAGUUCUGGUAAGAUGUUUAGGAAGUUGGUAGCACUGUUUUUUCUGAAGAGAAAGCCAAUAUUCUAAAUCUCUCAACUAAUACCCAUUUCUUUUGACCAUUUGUGCCCAAGUGAUAUGAUGCAAAACUCAAGAUAUGCCAACCCACCAUAUGCUGUUAGUUUAUCAUUUUUUUCUCUCUAUCAUGUUUACAUUAGCCAAAGAUAUAAGAACAUUAAUAAUUCAUAUGUGUAAACAAUCCAAAAUGAGUAUUAAAUCAGUGAUUCAAAAAGCAGUAAACAGCAGAAUCAUGGGAAAUCCUAACAACGGGGAGUCUGAAAAGAAAAAAAAAUGUUGGAAGUAUUAUCUUCAAAUAUGAACGUUAAUUUGUAUCUACUGUAAAUAUGUAUAAUCAGCCUUAUCUGCUUUUAUACACACUGUGUGUGUACCUCAAUGACCUUUUAUAAACCUGAAAAAUGGUUGAUUUAAUGAUUUGUUAUGUAAAUACAAAGUUGUCUAUAAAUUGGAAAUUUGAUGCCAUACGGCUUCAUAAUAUACAAAUGUUUUUUGUAACAUUAUGCCUUCAUGAGUUAAGUACAAAUACAUUGGACUGUGCGUGUAGAAGGGCGGUAGUUCACAUCUCACAUUUCAAGUGGAUAUUUUUGUCUAGAUGUUUAUACCUUUAGAGAAAGAAAAUGACAUGAAACUUUUCAAUGUGAAAAACAAAUUCAAAUAUGAUUCCAUUUUCCCCAAGCCCCCAUUUACAUACAAGACUGCUGAACUCUGUGCUAAAUAUCAUGCAUUAUGAAAUUUCCAUAGGAUAGUUAAUGAUCUGUGCCAAGGAUCCAUGUAGAAAAAUUUCCCAAAGGCAAAUACUCUACUGGAGAGCCUACAAAUCUCUCUUUCAGACAUUAAGCAAGGGAAUAGUCCCAGCAUUCCUACUGGUUUGGAACCUGCUCUUUUCCACUUUGUUCCCAUGGAUCUUAGAAAGGAUGACAUCAGUGAAUAGGCCUUAACUCCUGUUUCUCAAGAGUCUGGCAAGUGUCACCUCGACAGAGGGCUUCUCAGCCUUGGUACUAAUGACCUUUGGGACCAGGUCAUUUCUGAUUGAAGGGGCUGCCUUGUACAUUCUAAGAUGUUUCACAGUGUCCCUUCCCUCACAGCUCUGUCAGUAGCACCCUCUUCCAAGUUUUAAUGAUCAAAAGUGACUCCAGACAAUACCAAGUAUCUGCUGACAUAGAAGAGUGUGGAGGUUCAAACUGGAAUUUUAAAAAAAAAAAAAAAAACCCACUGCCUAAAUUGAGCCAGUUUGGGAACAUAUGUCUGUGUAAACUAUGGACAGACUUGCAUUAUGUAAUAAUUAGAAAACUGAUUCCAGAAGCAGCCAAAAUUGAUGUCAACUGAGUGUGUCUUAACCCACCGUGGUUAAGAAAGUGAAUAAUAUCGGCCCCACUUUGAACGUCAUGCUUUUCAGGGGUGUUCAACAUCAUUUGAUACUGUAGUAUAAUAUUGUCAUCUACAAAUGUGUUAGCUAUCCUGGACACACUGGCACUUGGCUGCAAAUUGUACAUACCUGCUCAAUCAUGAGACCCAAGAUAAUCAAGACUGAAAUAAUGGCUUAGGAGAGUUACCUAAAUACCUGUGGCUCGGAGUCUACAGAAGACCGAUAGCCCAUGUAAUACUAGGAUCGUUAGGGAGUGGAAGUUGAAGAUGGGUGUGUAGAUGCUUACCCUGGAAUAUGAUGAGGUGUUUGCUAAUGAGGACCAUGACACACGCAUGUUCUCCAUAGUUGCCUAGUUGAGGUAUCAGUAAUUUUUGGUUAUCCUCUCAACAAUUCUGACGGAAGCGAUUCGGAAGCUCUUACAGGUAUCAUUGCUAUCUUUAUUCACCUAAUAAAUCUUUACUACAUGGCAUCGUGUCUGACACCCUGUGUGAAGCAGUGGAGAUCCUGGUAAGCAAGACAGGCUCAUUCCCUGCCCUCAUUGAAUGGAUGGAGGGGACAGACAAAUAAGCAUGUAAGUACGAUAAUGAUAAGGGACAGGGCAGGGACAUCGCGUGUCUGCUGACUCUGCUUAUAGGGGUAAGGCUUAAAACAUAACUGGUGGGAAAUGAAUAGGAAUUAGGCAAAAGAGAGUAUGUGAUACAUGAUAGUAUAUUGAAGAUGUGCUAGAUACAGCAGAAUAGUGCAUGUUAAGGCUUGGGGGUUAAAGUAUGAAAGAAAAUGCUGGAAGAGCCACAGGGGCUAGGUACCAUGGUUUUUUUUUGUUUGUUUGUUUUGUUUUGUUUUGUUUUUUACUAUGUAUUGAUCAGAAACUACUGUAUAGACUUUUAAAGAGUUCUAUGACUAGGUUUGUGUUUUAGAAAAAAUAUGUUGGGUGCAAUGUUAAGAGCCAGAAAAAAAAAAAAGUCAGCCCUGGUAUACAACUAGUCCAAAAUUGAGGCACGAAGAUGACAAGUUCAAGACUAGAAAGUGGUUUCAAAGGCUGGGCAACUAAGUGAGACCCUGUCUCAAAAUGAAAAAUGUAAAAAGUCCUGGGAAUACUGUUCAGUUGUACAGUUCUUAUCUAGCAUGUAUGAAGUUCUAGGGUCAAAUCCCAGUAACACACACUCACAUACACACAUAAACUCAUACACAAUGAACGGGCCUAAAACUAAAGAGCAUGAAAAUCUCCUCUGAAGAAUAGCAUUCUUCAAGUGCGUAAACUUUAUAAUUAUUUUAAAUACCAGCCUACCAUAAAUUUCCAGACUUGUUGAUUAAAUGCCAUCCCAGCCCUGAGGUGUGUCUGUGUGUGUUUCUAAUAUACAUAGACCAUUCUUAACCUGAAAUUUAAAUCCUCCAAAAGGCAAAAGUAGUUUAGUGAAAAUAUCAUAUCUCUGGUGGAAAAUUCCACACCUAAUAGCACAUGAUGACUCACAGUCAAAAGUCAGAUGCAAUAUAAUUUUUGUGUUAAGUUACCUCAGUGUGUAUGUUUGUAAAAGGUACACACAAAAAAUUAAUCUGGGGUCUAAUUCCCAAGAUGCCUCAUUAUAUAUAUGUAAAUAUUCUAAAAUCCAAAACACCCCAAAAUCUAUAAGACAGCUCACCCCAGCAUUUUCAGUGCAGGAUCCUCAGCUGCAGUCAUGGGGACACGACAGUUGGCUGCAGCCUUACUCCUAUUUCUCCUUUUUUUCCCUUUCACAGGUAGGAAAGCAAGUGUAUCUAUUCUGAGUAUCAAAGGUUGGGAAGUUUUAAAACCCUAGAGUAUUUUGCUAGAGUUAUAGGAAGUUGACCAGAACGCACAGGUAAGUGUAGGUCAGGCAUUUGGAGUGAAUUACCUGUCUGUCUCCUGGAAAAUAAGAAGCUGUGGCGGAAGGUGCAAGAGACUCGAAAUACAAGGUGAGCACUAAAGAUUAUGCACGGACAGGAAAGCAGAUCAAAAGGGGUCAGGGCCUAGAAGAGGCCAUCUGACUGUUGGGACUCCACCCCACAGCAGGAGAGAGCACGUAGCCUUUCAUCAUGUGUACCAGCCUGUGGUUCUGUGUGUGUUCUGCAAACAUCCCAACCACAAUUAAUCACUGUCUGUACUCAAUGACCAGUGAAAUUUCAAAAAUAAAUAAACAAACAGACACUAACAAAACAAACAAAAGCCAUCCUAUCCAAUGGCCUCUGGGCCAGCAAAUAUUCCUUCCCUAUAACAUGAGGUCAUGUACACAGAAGUGGACCCUGCAUGGAAGCAGUCCAUUAUAAUGGUUACAAACUGGGCCCUAGAGAGCCCUGAUGGAUAUGUGCUCUUGUGUAGUUUGAAUUUGGAAAAGUCCUUCAUCUGAAAACAGGAUAAUGGCACUUGCUUUGUUGUGUUAAAAACUGGGUGACUUGAGAGAGAAAACUCUUAAUGCUGUGCACUGUUAAACUGCAAUGUAAAAUUUUAAUCAUCAGAGGGUUCCCCCUGCCAGAAGAAGGGAUUAUCAGAUACUGGCAUUGUCUAGAAUGCUGUAAGUCCUGGGAAGCCUCUAACAGACAACAGGGUAUCUUUUUCCAGGGCCAUGCUACCAAAGUGAAUCCACAGAGAUGCCUUUUGUGGUUCCUCUUCCCAACCCCAGGUAUCUGGGCUGGCUUAGCUACAUUGUUUCCUGGAUGAACUCUACCAUUCAUGAUGCUACAUACAGAAAUAAGCCAACAAUAUUUCCCAAGUAAUCUAGGAAUUUGUUUCUCCAAGAAGCUACAUGAAUUGGUUCUAGUAACCAGGGAAGAAUCAGAAUUGAAUUUGAAUUUUUUUCUAAGCCUCAGCAACAUAAUGAAAUUGAGCACAGCUCUGCAAAUAAAUAGUAGUUAGACUUCAAACAUAUAAACAGCCAACGAUGCAGAGUUCAGGACAGGCGAGAAUGUAUUUAAGUUGAGAGACUGAAAUGCGAGGUUUCAGUCCUCAACAAUGAAUGGCUCCAUGUUCUAGGAUGAACCACUAGAAUGAUCCUGCAGUGCAACUCCUAGGAUGUGACCUCUCCAUUUCUUAGUUUUAUCACCUGACAAAUACCAGUGAGCUUAGAAGCUACCUCAUAAAACUGUUGGAGUGUUAAAUUUGCAUGGAUAAACUACAUACAGUAAGUGCUAUAUAAGUAUAGCUAUUAUUAUAAUAGUUAUACAUGUAAUGAUUAAUUAUAUCCACUCUAAUACAGCUAGGCUUCUCCUGGUUAUUCCAUGAACACGUGGGAAUGGUACAGCCUCAAGUUAGUAGCUUAAAUAAUCUACCAUGUGUUGGUCUCUUUCUGGUUGGAUCUUACUGGUCACAUUUAACUGUGUGUAGUUAAAUGUGUCCUCUUGCUUAAACAUGAGUACUUAGAAUUAUAACCACGCUAGAAUCAAGAAGUUUCCAAAAGGGCUAGAGAGAUGGCUCAGAAGUUAGGAGCACUGGCUGUUCUUCCAAAGGUCCUGAGUUCGAUUCCCAGCAACCACAUGGAGGCUUAUAAUCAUCUAUAGUGAGAUCUAGUGCCCUCUUGCCUGCAGGCACAAAUUCAGGCAGAAUACUGUAUAAAUAAUAAAUAAAUAAGUUCCUAGAAGAUUUGAGUAUGAGAGUUAGAAGGAUGUGGGUUGGGGUGGGUUCAUAACUAUCCUAGAAUUCGUUGUACCCCAAAGACUAGCAUGAAAUGAAAAGAUAUACUGAGGAAAUGACAUAUGUAGUGGUAGUAUUUUUAAGUGCUAUGAAAGAUUAUUUCCUAAUUGGGAGUUCCUAUCUAAAUACUAUGCCCAGACUUUUGCAUACUGUGAAGACUUAGGCACACCUUUCUGUAAAAGGGUGAUAGAAAGGUAACUAAACCAUACUCCCAGCAGUGCCCCUGUGGGGUUUCCUGUUCGUGGAGCUGCCUGGGUAUGAGAAAGCUGUGUGGGGGCUCAGGUGAGAAGACUGGUGAGCUGGUGAGCUCAACUUUCCUUUCCGAGUUCAUCUUUAGCAGUUGCCCUGAUCGUGCGGAGCAUGACUUCAGAUCUUUCCCAUGACCCCUCACAGGCUCUGCCCCUGUUUUUGCACAAGUGGUGAUUAUAUUGAAUAGGUAAGUUCCUUCAAAUUUCAGUAUCACCAUGGAGACAAGAACUGGUAACUUCAGGCUGAUUCUCAUUGCUCUGGUUUAUUUGUCAAAGAACAGGAAACAUCAUUUCACAGGAGCUGGGAAACAAACCUGCAAGAACUGGCCUGGAGAAUAUACCUGCUAUCACUUGGAGAACCAUCUUUGGGGCAUGAUUCAGUAAAGGCUAGGUAACUCACUCCCCACUUCUCUUGGCCUACUGCCUCUUUCCAGUGUUCCCAAAGGAGCUGAGAUGCGGUGGAAAGGGGCAGAAGCAAGCAUUGUCAUUUUGAGUGUAAUUAGAGAUCUUACCCAGCAAUUGUCACCAGUAGCAUACACUUCUGAGUGGAAGAAAAAGAUGAAAAGUGUGGUUGGCCCGAAGUGCAAAACUACUCUUCCCCCUUCUCCCUUUUUCCUUCCCCUACCCCACUUCUCCUCCUUGUUGAUCCAGGGUCUCACUGUGUAGCCCAGACUGACUGAACUCCCAAUCUUCCUGUCUCCAUGCAGCUUGGAUUUCAGGUGUGUAUCACCAUGCCUGGCUCCCUUUUUUUUCCCCUCCUAAGGCAAUGGUUUCCACCCUCUUUUUAA